Molecule: messenger RNA, 1293 nt
Organism: Nematocida minor
Lineage: Eukaryota; Fungi; Microsporidia
Product: transducin (beta)-like 1
Exons: 1
Coding region: 1-1293 (430 amino acids)
Biological process (GO): regulation of transcription by RNA polymerase II
Cellular component (GO): histone deacetylase complex
Molecular function (GO): transcription corepressor activity; protein binding
Source: RefSeq, a predicted model, not a curated record
AUGAUUACACUUACAAGCACAGAGCUAAACUAUCUAGUGUACAGGUAUCUCAUUGAAGAAGGAUACACGCAUUCUGCAUAUGUGUUUGGCCACGAAACAAUGAUUGAGGAUAACCCUGCAGUCCCGCAGCUCCAAAAGAAUGCGCUAAAACACUAUAUAAUAAAAGGAAUAGAAAUGGAGUACGUGGAAAAGCACUCGGAUAUGGCCACAGGGAUAAGAAAGUGCACUUCGAAAUACAGCAUAUCCACACCGCACAUGUGCAUAGAACAGGAAAUUGAAAUACACCCGCUCUAUCUGGAGUCGCAGGAAAGCGACGUGAGUCUCUGCGCAUGGGCUGCAAAUGGGGAAAUGGUGACAGGAAGCCAAAACUGUCUGCUGCGCCUGUGGAGUGUCCCGAAUGUAACAAGAGAGUGGAAGCUGGGCAUGAACCAAAACAACACCCAUGGUAUAACCGGGGUGGCAAUUGAGUCGGAUUCAAUCUUUGGCAACCCAAAAAAAGGCACACUCGUGGUGGGAACUACCCAUAAUGGAGAUCUGUUUAUUACCAAAAACGGAAAAGAGUGGAAAACCCAGCAGGGACACAGAGGGCCCAUUGUGGCUGUGUCCCUGAAGGGCGAAGAGCUGCUCACGGGGGGCUGGGAUGGCCUGUGUAAAAAAUGGAAAAUAGAGAACAACUCGCUUGUAGAUGUAAAGACAUGGUCACUACACAAAGGUCCCAUUAUGGACAUACUCUCCCUCGAGCAGGGCAUCAUAACGUGCAGUGCUGAUGGCACUCUUGCGUGCAUAGAGCAAAAGAAAAGCGACUCGCAUGUGGUCAAGCUGGUUGGGCACGAGAGCGAGAUAAACUCGAUAGUCGAGAUGAAUGGGCGGAUAAUUUCUUGCUCAGACGACAAAAGUCUGAAGAUUUGGAAGUUCAAUCAGAAGGACCCUCUGAGCACGCUGACAGGGCACACGCAAGAGGUGUACUCGAUUGCAAGCUCUGCGAAUAUCUUUGCUUCAGGGUCUUUUGAUGCUACAAUUGGCUUGUGGUCUCCGGAGAGGGACGAAGCCCUGCGGUUUCUGAUAGGGCACGAAAAGCCCAUAUACACGGUGGACUUCUCCCGGGAUGGAACGCUCUUGGCAUCGGGCGGGCUGGAUCCUGUUGUGAAGCUGUGGGAUGUGCGGUCUAACGAGCUGGUGAAAGAGUUUGACAUUGGAGCUGCGAUAUACCAGAUAGAGUUUUCGCCAAAGGACAACACUCUGCUGGUGUGCAGCUCAGAUCCUCGGCCGAUUAUUCUUGAUAUUCGAAAAUAA